This is a messenger RNA of Dothidotthia symphoricarpi CBS 119687, 540 nucleotides long. RefSeq lists its product as uncharacterized. The record is from RefSeq and is a predicted model, not a curated record. The transcript has a single exon. Bases 20 to 337 code for a protein of 105 amino acids. Gene Ontology annotation, molecular function: oxidoreductase activity. NCBI's taxonomy places the organism in Eukaryota, Fungi, Ascomycota, Dothideomycetes, Pleosporales, Dothidotthiaceae.
CCACCAAAACAUAUCCAACAUGGCAUCCCACAGCGCCCAGGUUACCGUCCUCUACCCUCAAAAGGAAGGCUCAACCUUCGAUAUCGACUACUACCAUAACAACCAUUUACCGCUCUGCGAGAAGCACUGGAAGCCGUUCGGCCUCAAGUCCUGGAACGUUACCCAAUUCGACUCCGCCGCGCCGUACAGUUUCUGUCUAGUUGCAGACUUUGAGACUCUGGAGGGCUUCCAGAAAGCGUCGGCGGACCCGAGCAUUGCCGAGAUCAUGGCCGAUGUUCCCAAAUACAGCAGUGAGCAACCAGUGUUGCUUGCGGGAGCUGUGGUCAGUAGGGGUUAGGACUUCUUCUGAGAAGAAAUGCAAUGAGGGGUAGAAAUAGCGGAGAUAUGGUAGUGAUGAGGGGUAGUUUCUCCGCAUCCUGGCAUCUCUCGAACUUUAUGCGAACGAAUGAAUGACAACUCUUCUGCGACUCGGUCACUUUUGUUGUCUACUUCAUACGAGGCGCGAUGUAUCCCACUUCGCAUCCUCAUCUGCAGCGUUUU